CCCUCCGCGAGGGGGUGACUUAAGCGACGGAGGGCGGCGGAGCCCAGUUGCGUCCUUCCUCGCAGCGCCGCCGGGCCCAGCCCCGCGCCCCCCGCCAUGAACUGCGCGGCCGAAGCCGAGUUCAACAUUCUCCUGGCGACCGAUUCGUACAAGGUUACUCAUUAUAAGCAAUAUCCACCCAAUACAAGCAAAGUUUAUUCCUACUUUGAAUGCCGAGAGAAGAAGACUGAAAACUCCAAAGUAAGGAAGGUGAAAUAUGAGGAAACCGUAUUUUAUGGGUUGCAGUACAUUCUUAAUAAAUACUUAAAAGGGAAAGUCGUGACCAAAGAGAAAAUCCAGGAAGCCAAAGAGGUCUACAAAGAGCAUUUUCAAGAUGAUGUCUUUAACGAGAAGGGAUGGAACUAUAUUCUUGAGAAGUACGAAGGACAUCUUCCUAUCGAAGUUAAGGCUGUUCCCGAGGGCUCCGUCAUUCCUCGAGGAAACGUUCUUUUUACGGUGGAAAAUACGGAUCCCGAGUGCUACUGGCUGACAAAUUGGAUCGAGACAAUACUUGUUCAAUCCUGGUACCCAAUCACGGUGGCCACAAAUUCCAGGGAGCAGAAGAAAAUUUUGGCCAAGUAUUUGCUGGAGACUUCUGGUAGUUUGGAAGGUCUGGAAUACAAGCUGCAUGAUUUUGGUUACCGAGGUGUUUCCUCCCAAGAGACUGCUGGAAUUGGAGCUUCUGCCCAUUUGGUUAAUUUCAAAGGAACUGACACAGUAGCAGGAAUCGCUUUAAUUAAAAAAUACUACGGGACAAAAGACCCCGUCCCUGGGUAUUCCAUUCCCGCUGCGGAGCACAGUACUAUAACGGCUUGGGGUAAAGAUCAUGAAAAGGAUGCCUUCGAACAUAUAGUAACACAAUUUUCAUCAGUCCCGGUGUCUGUGGUCAGCGAUAGUUAUGACAUUUAUAAUGCAUGUGAAAAAAUCUGGGGUGAAGACCUAAGGCACUUAAUUGUAUGCAGAAAUGCAGCGGCGCCACUGAUAAUUAGACCAGAUUCGGGAAAUCCUCUUGACACGGUAUUAAAGGUUUUGGAAAUCUUAGGUAAAAAGUUUCCUGUUGUGGAAAACUCGAAAGGCUACAAGUUACUGCCACCUUAUCUCAGAGUUAUUCAGGGAGAUGGAGUAGAUAUCAACACCCUACAAGAGGUUGUCGAAGGCAUGAAGAAGAAGAAGUGGAGUAUUGAGAAUAUCUCCUUUGGGUCCGGUGGAGCUCUGCUGCAGAAGUUGACGCGGGAUCUCUUGAAUUGCUCCUUCAAAUGUAGCUACGUCGUGACUAAUGGACUCGGGAUUAAUGUCUUCAAGGAUCCUGUCGCCGAUCCAAACAAAAGGUCAAAGAAAGGUCGUUUGUCUCUACAUCGGACCCCCAAUGGGAACUUUGUCACGCUCGAAGAAGGAAAGGGAGACCUCGAGGAAUGUGGACAUGACCUCCUCCAUACCGUCUUCAGGAACGGCAAGGUGACGGAGUGCUACUCGUUUGACCAAGUGAGGAGAAACGCCCAGCUGAAAGACCACGAGCUGGACCCCGGCCCCCAUUAGCCUCCAGGCUCCUCUAGGGGGGCCGGAGGGGUGGGGGUUGGGGGGCAUAUGUGAGGGUGGAAGGCCUAGCUAAUGGUAUAUUGUACAGAGCUGUGUGGUUUUUGUGUUGGACGAUGCAGUACAGCCAAAUUAUUUGUUGGUUUAUGCCCUAUAUACUGCCCUAUUUUUUUGCCAGUGUUUAGAAGAUGGAAAGUUGGGAGAGGACACUUAACUGGGGAAAAGGAUUCAGCGCUUUUUAGGGCCCUUUGCCAAUAGCUAGCGAUUCAAUCUGGUAUUGAUCUUUUCACAGAUAACACAGCUGAGAAACUUUUUUAUAUAUAACAGAAUAUCACAUAAAGUGGAUUUACAUACAAUGAUCAUGAUUGCUUUAUGUUUAUAUUUAACUUGUAUUUUUGUACAAACGAGAUUGUGUAAAAUAUAUUUAAGGUUUCAGUGAUUUAACGGUAUUUCCAACUUUUCAUGAUUUUUACGAGCACAGUUUCAAGAAAAUACUUGAAGAGAAAAUUCAUUGCCUUUUGUCCAUUAAUCAGCAAAUAAAACAUGGCCUUAACCAAGUUGUUGGUGUCACUGUCCCGUUUGAAACACUGACCUCACAGUCCCACGUGGUACUCGUGUUAUUUCCGCAUUAGAGAACACGAUGGUUCUUGUGGAGCGCUCAGGACCCGGGUCGCGGGUCACACCAGUCAGCGCCUCGGGCACGGUGUGAGGUAGAGACCCGCAAAAUGCCAAAUCGGAAAGGAGUCCAUACUGCGAAUGGUGCCGGCUAUUGCCUAUGACUCUAAUAUGCACCUCAAGAUUUCGAAGAGAUAAUGUUUUUAAGAGAACGCCUCUUCCAUGUAGGAUAUAUAUAUAUGUGUAUAUAUAUAUAUACAUACCUGUAAAAUAUUGACAGAUGUGGAAGUGGUGUAUUUUAAAGUAAUGACACUUCUGGGCUUAUUUUUCAUAUUCUAGAGACGACAUGACUGCCAUGAAAUAUUGGACUGGGUAGUGCACUUCAUUUUAUUUUGAUUUUUACUUUCUUAUCCAUCAGGUCUUUUUUUCUUGUCAAACUGGAAUUGAACUUUUUUUUUUCCUUUAAAGAAAAAACCAACAAAAACAUUGUAGAAAGUAGUGACCCAUGCAAACUUCUGGAUCUGGACGACGGGGGGCCAGGGCCGGCCGAUGGAGAGCGUGACCGACCGGAGCCGGGGCCCGGUCUGGGCUCAACGGGUGCCCCGGGGCGUGGUUCCGAGCCCGCACGGGGCGGCCGCGAAUUGAAUAACGCUCUGCCAAGUCCCGGCCUGGUCCUGUCGCGUCCAGAGGCUGCUCUCCGGAGGAAGAGGAGGCCGGGCGGGUGGUCCCCAAGCCUCAGGCCGGGAAGACUCUUGCCCGUUCUGAACUCUUUCCCUAUCGGGAACGGCCCUUCUGAUGUUCGGUGAACUCCCUUAAGGAGCUGGGCCUGGGAGGCUGGGCUGGAGAGGAUCCUAGACGAAAAAAUCAACCGUCGCCGUGAGAAGGGUCUAAAACCAAAAAGCCAUAAAAACACAGCUCUCGGACAGAGCCGAGCCGGCGGAGGCGGCGGGCGACCCCGAGAGGGGCGGUUCGGUGUUAAUAGCUGUUCCAAGCACUGGGAAAGAACGUGCUUCUCCGCCUCUCCUGGCGAUCCCGGACGCCGAAUCGCAGGUGGCUUCGGAGAUGGCCGCAGACGGCCACUAGCCGCCCAUCCCCGAGGACGGCUUCCCCACCGCGUCACUCUGGGCCAGGAAACACUUUGGUUUUCAAGUUAGUUCGCAAAAGCAAUUCUGGAAAGAUUCUUUAGGGGAGAGAAGAGCUUGUAUUUUUCCACUCGGUGCGCCAAGGGGUUUUGUCAGGUUCCUUGGUUCAAGGAAAGAAAAAAAGCUGCAUUUAUUGUGUGCCACUAACGAUUUUGAUAGCUAUCGACUACCCACAACGGAUAUUUUUGUAUUUGAUUCAACCACUGGGAAUAUGCUGCGAAUGCCCUCUUAUCGUCUGUGUACCCCAAAUUCCAGGAGCGAUCGGUGUUGGCGAGUCUAGACCGGAGUUUAGUUUGGACUUUCUCCGGAUGCUUGAAGCUGCUCAUCAAUGUACAUAACGGUUUUCCUGCAAUCCUUCAUUUCUCCAGUUUCAAGCUGGGCCUCGGUGCCGACCGCCGGUGAGCUCCUGUCAGCGCUCCCACCCCAGGCACCGAGGGAUUAACACUGAACUCUUAUUGCUGUGCGUGACCCUUACGAUAUCCUGAUUCUUCCAAACAGAAGCAACCUGCAUGUUUGGGUUGGCUUUAAAUCUCUAGAUUUGUAGCUAGUGGAAAUAAUUAGGCCCCUCCCAUUCCGUCACCUAGUCAGAUAUUUGUAUUGAAAUAGGAGGUGGGAGUUUUUGUGUUGAGAACCUUAAUUUAUUUGUAAGCUGUACUUAGCGUAAAACGGCAUUCGUGAGGACGCCUCAUUUCUUUCCCCGAGACGAACCGUCAGGAAAUCGAUACGCACUCUUUUUGUAGAGAACUCCACCGUGGAAGAUCAGAGGAGCAACUGGGAAGGUGUUUUAGCGUUCCGUUUGCCAAAAUCCAGAACUGCGGUUUCAAUGAGUUUUUGUAGUUUUACAUUCCUUUACCUGUUCCGUGGAGGAUGUCCACUCUUCUUAGUCACGUGUUAAAGCGAUCCUACUAUGUACUCUGCAUCGAUGAAAUCUGUAAUGAACAUGGAAAUAAAUUUAGUUCUGUUAGUGAAA
This is a messenger RNA of Ornithorhynchus anatinus (platypus), 4299 nucleotides long. RefSeq names its product nicotinamide phosphoribosyltransferase (gene NAMPT). The transcript has 11 exons. Gene Ontology annotation, biological process: NAD+ biosynthetic process. Lineage: Eukaryota; Metazoa; Chordata; Mammalia; Monotremata; Ornithorhynchidae. Gene Ontology annotation, molecular function: nicotinamide phosphoribosyltransferase activity. Bases 97 to 1575 code for a protein of 492 amino acids. The record is from RefSeq and is a predicted model, not a curated record.